Molecule: messenger RNA, 1124 nt
Organism: Cheilinus undulatus (humphead wrasse)
Lineage: Eukaryota; Metazoa; Chordata; Actinopteri; Labriformes; Labridae
Gene: pih1d2
Product: PIH1 domain containing 2
Exons: 5
Coding region: 1-963 (320 amino acids)
Biological process (GO): box C/D snoRNP assembly; rRNA processing
Cellular component (GO): ribonucleoprotein complex; cytoplasm; R2TP complex
Source: RefSeq, a predicted model, not a curated record
AUGUCCCUCACUGGCUGUACAGAGGAUGUUUUACAGCAGGUCAACCAUUUCUGGUCCAUGCUGGAUGAGCUUUCAGAAAACGACCCUGCAUCAUAUCGGAAAUUCAUUGAGAAGCAGAUGAAGGAAGGAGCUAAAUUCAGCUCACCACCAGAGCUCGACUCUAGUUUGUGCACCGACAUAGUGGGGCCUGAGAAAGGGUUGCUGUAUGUCAACAUAUGCAGCUGGAAACGUGUGCCUGCUCCUCAGGAUCCCAGCAGGCCUGUACCCGUGUGUGGAGGAAGACUGGAAACUGACACAAAUGAAGGUUGCACUGUGUUGGAUUUAGCGUUUAAUCCUGCCGUGCUACAGGAAAGUCAAAAAGACAAGACAGAAAUCUAUUUGCUGGCCUUGAGUUUUGCACAACAGCAGCAUGGAUUGAAAUUAUCUCAGCAUUAUGAAGUCAUAAACCGCUGCCCAAAAAGUAGCUCUGAUGACUUGCACCACCGGUUCGGGUUUCGCCAGUGGCCUAACGCUUCCAAACAACCAGACCCAGACAACCAGACCCCACCUUCCCUUCUGCAGCAGAUCUCCUCUCUACGCUCAGAAACACAAGAACAGCAGCCAGUGGCCCAAAUUAUCCCUGAACCUGUGGAGCACAAAAAGAAGGAUUUGAUCCAGGUCAUCUCCUCCACAUUUGUGCAGCCUCAGAAGCCAGAGUACCAACUCGAGGUGAGGACUGAUACAGAAGGAGUUCCUCGCAGCAUGGAACUGACAGUGGAGCUGCCAAAGGUUUCCUCUGUGUCAGAGUGCCAGCUGAGUAUCUCGAAGGAUGAUGUUCUACUGGAAGUUGAGGAUGUUUACUAUUUGCUUGUGGAAUUCCCAGUAAUUGUGGAUGAGGACACAGUGUCUGCCAUAUUUGAUAAGAAGAAACGUACGCUAACCUUGGGAGUAGAGAUGCUUCAGAACCCUAAAGGAGAAAUCUGAUGUCCUGGUACCUGAAAAGUGAUCUUUGAUGACAUAUGUAUCUCAAAUGUUUCUACUCUGAAUCUAAAAUGCUUUCUGUAUACUUUAAUCUAUGGAAGGACAACACCUAUCCUCUUAAACAAACACUUUUCAGGUGUUCUGUAAACUAAUCCUUUCGUAAA